GUGUGUUUGGCCGCGUGAAGCCCUGUCGAGUUUCGACUAUCUGGCAACCCUGUGGGCCCACUAGCGAUGGACUGGAUAGACUGUUGUUCCGUAUGUUUAUGAUCGGGUUUAUUAAAACGCUAUGGAAUUGCAAGCUGUAAUAUUAGCUGCAGGUCGGGGGUCACGGAUGACUGACCUCACAGCCAGCUUACCAAAAGCUUUGUUACCUGUUGCAAAUAAACCAAUGAUAUGGUAUCCAAUCAGCAUGCUGGAGAAGGCAGGAUUUGAUGAGGUGAUCAUAUUAACUUUGGAUAGUACAAAAGGCGCCAUCUAUCGGGCGUUAAAAUCUACACAAAUUCAAAUCAAAAUGGAUUUUGUCACAGUGUCUAGUGAGGAAGACUUGGGUACAGCAGACUCCCUCCGGAUCCUUAAUGAACAACGCAAAAUUAAGACUGACAUCCUUGUAGUGAGCUGUGACCUAAUAACUGACAUUGCUCUUCAUAAACUUGUUGAUGUGCACCGGACGUAUGACUCUACCAUGACGGCCCUGAUGAUGGCACUACCAGAGCAGUCCUCUGAAUCUCUUACUAUCCCAGGAACGAAAUCCAAAAAGAAAUUAGAAUCUCGGGAUUUAGUUGGCUUAGAUGAGAAAGGCCAGCGUCUAGUUUUUAUGGCUGCCGAAGAGGACAUUGAGGAGUUUCUAACUGUACGGAAGUCAAUUCUUGAAAAGCAUCCAUUUAUUAAAGUUGGCACAAGUUUACUAGAUGCCCAUAUGUAUAUAUUUAAGAAAUGGGUGAUUGAUUAUUUAUCAGAACAUAAAAAUAUUUCAUCUGUAAAAGGAGAAUUGAUUCCUUGUUUAGUGAAGAAGCAAUUUAUUAAGAAACGAGCUGAAGAUGUUGAUGAUGAAGGCUCUAUGGAGCAUGCUACACACAAUCACAAUUAUUCCAGUGUUGAUGCGCUGAAGCAGAAGACACUUGAAAUGUCAUCAUGGACUGGGGAUGAGGGAGGGAUUACAAAUGGUUGCAUAGCUAACAUUGAUGCUAUCAAAUGCCACGUAUAUGUCAUGGAUAGUGGUUUCUGCUCACGGGCAAACUCUCUGGCUGCGUACUGUGAUGUUAAUAGACAGAUUCUUCAGAGUAAACAUGUUUUAGAAGAAGAAAAUUUUGUGCAUUCAACAGCCAAAGUAAAACCAAAAACACAGGUUGGUCAGGAUUCAAUGGUAGGCGAGGAAAGCUCAGUUGGUGAGAAGGUUUCUGUUAAAAGAUCGGUAAUUGGUCAACAUUGUAACAUUGGAGAUAAGGUGAAAAUAGCCAACUCAAUAAUUAUGGACCAUGUCACUAUUAAGGAAGGGUGUGUUAUACAUGGCAGUGUUAUUUGUGGAAAUGCAAGUCUCAGUGAACAAGUGGAACUUAAAGAUUGUCUGGUUGGAAGCAAGCAAACAUUACCUGAAAAAGCUAAAUUCAGCAAUGAAAUUAUUAUUGACAACAACUACAUGAUGGAGAUAUGAGAGCAGUUUCGCUAAGUAAAGUAAAUUGAAGUAUGAACACUCAGUCAUUGGUAAAAGCAUGUCCGUCAUUGGUUAUAGCGCCUCCAUUGGCAUAUACUAUCACAAAUUGGAAAGAGGCAGGCAUAUUUGGUAUUGUAGAAGAAGCAGUGCUUUGGCAACACCAUUCGUGUCAUCCAGUCCUGCUAUGGAUAAUGAGGUGGUUAUUACAGCAACUGUUUCCAUAAUUAAUAACAGUGUUUGAAAGUGAAAAUGUGUCUGAUGCAAAUUAACUUACUAGGUGAGACACCAAGAGACAUUUGUGUAUUUUCACAUCUAAUAUGUCUGUAUGCUUGUGUGAGAGCGCCACCCAGUAGUGUAAUGUUUGUAAGCUCUCUGUGGCAGAACCAAGGCUUUGACUUCUACCCAGCACUGUAAUACAUAGUCUUGACCAGUGUGCUCUCAUAGGGAAAUCUCCAUUUUCAAAGUUCAGAAAUGGCCUCUUACCCCACUACUCUGCUACAUUACUUUCCAGUAGAAGUCACCCAAAAAUAAGAAAACUAAAACAGUGUAAUUCUCAAUUUUAACUCAGCCAUUUUAUGUAGAGUAUUUACUGACAUAUAAUGGCCCCCAACAUAUUCAUCCUCCAAUUCUCUCCCCCCCCCCAUACAUAGCCCUUGACUCACUGUUUCACCACUUGUGCCACCAUGUUAGGAUUUGCUCGGUAUUGUUCAAUGCAUGCUAUAGAAUUCUAUUAUAAGUGUUCUUGCUAUUUAGCAUUAUUUAUGUCCCCCCAAAUUGAAACCAUCUGCUGGCCCAUGGCCUAAUGUUUUUGGUACCUGUGCGAUUAUGCUAAUUAUUCAUUUACAUAAUUAAUACUUAAUUAUUGAGUGCAUUUGCAAUGUAGACUUCCAUAAUUCCCAAUAAUUUACAUGAAAUAAUGUUGAUACUUGAUAUUUUUGAAUGUAAACAAAAUCUGCAAUUCAGUUCGCAGUUGGUUUGGAAAUAUUUUUAUUAUUAUUAUACUUUUUAAAAUUAAUAAACUGUUAAGUAAAUAUCAGUUUAAUGUAUUUCAUGUUGUUUAAUGAAAUAAAAGUUUCAAACUGUUGCAGUUAAAACUAAUCCAAUCCGAAACUCACAAUAAAUUGGACUUGUGACCAGCAGAGCGAGUUGAUCAGCAACCAAAUUCAAGUGAUCUGUGUUUGACACAGUACAGUUUUUCAUGCUUUAGUAAAAAAAAUUAAUCAGAAAUCGCUUUAGGCGUUCUGUAAUGUCUGUUCAUGUUAUCGUCUGGGGCUUAAGCCUAGUAUGUGUAGGUAGGUCUUUCUAUUAGACGUGAGGUGCAAAAUGAGCUUGCAACAACUCUACGUAGCACCUUCUAUAAUUUUUGUUAAACUCCUUUGUCAACGUUCGUCGUACAUAUUUUGUGAAAAAAUUACAUCGCAGGGAGGUAAUAUUUUACUACAUAGCACAUAAGGAGUUAUUCUAAUAAAUUUAUAUAAAUUUAAUAGUUAAAUGCGCAUCGAGUGAGAGAAAUUUGAGGGCAUACCUACACAUAGAUAUUUUACCUAGAAUCAGGUCACCAUGCAUGCAGUUGCAUAAUGGUGGCACUGGAGGCUCUGCCUUCUGACUGGGGCCAUUUUGCAUCAUGGUCACCAAUUCCAUCGUGGGAUUUUUGAUGUGUUCAUUUUUUAAUCAUGUUCGUCAUUGUAUUCUAAAUUGUUUUAUGAUGAUAUCGGUGCGAAUCCGCUAACUUGAAAUGGAGGAGCUCAGGGAGGGUCUAUACCACCUUAGCCCCACUGUGGUUCGUGUUUACCUGUAUGGCACCUCCAGGUGGCCGGAAGUAGCACUCACAAGCUUAAAAAUAUAUUUUCUUUUUAUCUCCAUUUUUUUAAAUGUCUCCUCCCCACCAACUUUAAUGGUCACUGGAUAUAAUAUGGUAUAUGGCAGUCUGCUGUUAUGUAUCAACAAAGCUCCUUUCGGUCAGUUUGUCUAGACCUUCCUGGCCCUAAUGGUUAUUGGCCCCGCGGACUGCAGCACGAGAGCAUGUAGGCAUUACGCCACUGCAUUUUCCCAAGUUAGGUCACAUGACUCGUAUUCGUAUGUUGUACUUGUUUUUCUUAGUAAUAUUAUAUGCCUGUGAAUAACCACAUUUAGUCGGUUAUAUCAAAUUGUAAUAGAACGUAACCCUGCAUUUUAUUAUUUAAAAAAAAUAACCUAAUACUUCAAAACGAUGCUUUAAUCUCGUAUUUCUAGUACUAUUUGUACAUUAAUCAUGUACCUUAUCACUUGACUUGUAUGACCUUUUUACCACAUUUUCUGCAACCUAUACUUUCCUAAAAUAUAUUUAGUGUCCUCACGAAUGUCACGAUGUAAGUUUCAGCACAAAAAUUCUGGAAUUCAGUGGAAAUAAAUUAUGCAAACCAGUGGUAAA
Messenger RNA from Anneissia japonica, 3896 nucleotides. Its product is annotated as translation initiation factor eIF-2B subunit gamma-like. The coding region runs from base 122 to 1486 and encodes 454 amino acids. Gene Ontology annotation, molecular function: translation initiation factor activity; guanyl-nucleotide exchange factor activity. Gene Ontology annotation, biological process: biosynthetic process; cytoplasmic translational initiation. The transcript is spliced from 12 exons. The record is from RefSeq and is a predicted model, not a curated record. NCBI's taxonomy places the organism in Eukaryota, Metazoa, Echinodermata, Crinoidea, Comatulida, Comatulidae. Gene Ontology annotation, cellular component: guanyl-nucleotide exchange factor complex; eukaryotic translation initiation factor 2B complex.